GACAUUCGUUCCGACCCAAUCAAGCUUCAGCACAUGUAAAGAGAGCAGCUGAAAUACAUGCGAACCUAAGCGCUUGUGCAAUUGACGAGAGAAGCUUAGAGCUAGCAUCCACCAACGUUGCAAACGCCGUCUCAUCAAACACUGCCUGUCCCCGCAGCCACGAAACACACCCCGAUUACCAUCCUCAGCAUGAAGUACCUCUCAAAUCCCCUCUUCUUCUUAGCCACCGCAGCUUUUAGCCUCGCCCAAGCCCCUCCAAGCCCAGAGUUCAACUGGAUACUCUCCGCAAACGUAACUCCGGGUACCCCAAUCAUCAUAGGCCCCGUCCCCGGACUCGGCAUACGCACCGCGCUUCCCAUCGCCGGUGGCAUCUUCUGGGGCCCCUUCUUCAACGGAACUCUCGCACCCGUUGGCGUAGACGCCGGUAUAGUGACUUCCGACGGCAAGUUUUACCCCGGCGGCACUGCGAUUUUGCAGACAAAUGAUGGGGCGAAUAUCAUUUUUCGCGAUAAUGGAUAUCAAACUGGAGAUACGAUCUAUGGGGCUGUGACUUUUGAGACGGGGGCAGUGGGGUUGGAGUGGUUGAAUAAGCUUGUGCUUGUUAGUUCGGCGAGCUUUGCGGAUGGGGCAGGGUCGGGGGUUACGUUGAAUAUUUUUGCUGCUGGACCGAUUCCUGAGGGGGCGAAGAAAAGUCGUUGAAUGUGGGGAUGGGGUGGAUACGGUAGACAAAUGGAUGAAAGACCGAGGGAGAGUUGGACAACCUGUGACAUUUGAGGAAAGCUAUCUAGAUCUGUAUAAUGCAAGAAUCAUCAAGUCUCCAUGAUAUAAGCCCCCAUAUGCAUGAUAUGAAUAUCCCUAUCAUUGCCCUGAGUCCCACGUACCACAAAUGCCUACUCCAUCCUAACGAAACUCACUGGUCGGCCUCAAACCUAACCCACUCUUCUCAUAAGCCAUAUCAACCAUCCUCAUCUGCUUGGUCGAAUCCUCUCCCGUGACCCAAUACGGUACUCCCCUCCCUUUUACACGAUCCACAAACGCCUCAAGCUGAUACCGAUAUGACAUCCACCAAUCCUCGCCCUGUCGCUCAGCCUGAUCCCCACCCGCUUCCCUAUGAGUAUAAGCCUUGUGCAACUUCUCUUCCUUCCACCUCUUCACCACC
Messenger RNA from Pyrenophora tritici-repentis Pt-1C-BFP, 1159 nucleotides. NCBI's taxonomy places the organism in Eukaryota, Fungi, Ascomycota, Dothideomycetes, Pleosporales, Pleosporaceae. The record is from RefSeq and is a predicted model, not a curated record.